Danaus plexippus (monarch butterfly) is the source of this 2539-nucleotide messenger RNA. RefSeq names its product GTPase HRas (gene Ras85D). Gene Ontology annotation, cellular component: plasma membrane. The coding region runs from base 206 to 778 and encodes 190 amino acids. The record is from RefSeq and is a predicted model, not a curated record. The transcript is spliced from 2 exons. Lineage: Eukaryota; Metazoa; Arthropoda; Insecta; Lepidoptera; Nymphalidae. Gene Ontology annotation, molecular function: GDP binding; GTP binding; GTPase activity. Gene Ontology annotation, biological process: epidermal growth factor receptor signaling pathway; Ras protein signal transduction.
UGCCUCAUUGUUAUUUAUUGCAUUUAAGUCUAAUAAUACAUUAAUUAGCCGUUUUAAGGGUACAGUGAGUGCAAUAACAUACAUAACAAGCCGUGACAGCCAUGCCGAAGUGAGUAAUAUCAAAGGUGUGGCGGCUUCGUUCGGGCGUUGUUUCCUAAAGUGACUUUUGUGUUACGAAAAAAUAUUUCUACUAUCACGUCGCAAGAUGACCGAGUACAAACUAGUGGUGGUAGGUGCUGGUGGCGUCGGUAAAUCCGCAUUGACUAUACAACUGAUACAAAAUCAUUUCGUUGACGAAUACGACCCGACGAUCGAGGAUUCCUAUAGGAAGCAAGUAGUGAUCGACGGUGAGACUUGCUUGUUGGACAUUCUUGACACGGCUGGUCAAGAAGAGUAUUCUGCUAUGAGAGAUCAGUAUAUGCGAACUGGGGAGGGUUUCUUGUUAGUCUUUGCUGUGAAUAGUGCCAAGAGUUUUGAGGACAUAGGGUCUUAUAGGGAGCAGAUAAAAAGAGUGAAGGAUGCAGAGGAAGUGCCCAUGGUGUUAGUUGGUAACAAGUGUGAUCUCCAGGCUUGGGCUGUGGAUAUGACACAAGCGCGAGAAGUGGCGCGAAGUUACGGAGUACCGUUUGUUGAGACAUCAGCCAAAACAAGAAUGGGCGUUGAUGAUGCUUUCUACACUCUAGUCCGAGAAAUCCGCAAAGAUAAGGAAAGCCGUGGCAAAAAGUACAGGCGAGGAACGAAGCUAGGCUCCCGGCGUACAAAAUGUACGCUUAUCUAACAUCUAGUAUUGAUAGUCAUUACGUAUAAUGAUUUUCAAUGUGGGCUUCAACGGACCUUAUCCAAUGUUCAUUAAUUCUCCGGCAUUAUAUACAGUCUGACGCAUUUGAUAGUAAUCGUGCCAUUAAAUAAUAAAUAUUUAGUUCUUUGUCUCAAAUAUAUAUGACAUUAAACCACACGUGGCCUCCGUGUAUCGUAUUGCCAAUAAUAAAAAUAAAAUUGUUUCGCAUAUUUUUAUACUUAUUCAUUGUAAAAUAUAUUAUGACCUUUUUUUUAAACAAAAUAUCCUAGACUUUAAGCUUUAUGCCGUUGUUAUUGACUAGGUAGAAUCGUAACGGUUUCUUUAGCGUUAAGAAUUGUUAAAUAUGCACGUAUUCUACUCGGGUACAUGCUGGCUGAAAACUUUAAUACAGAGCCUUUUAUAUUAAGAUAUUAUCUAUAAAAAAAAAAAAUCUAACUUCAGAUUUUACAACCACUCUGCCAAAAGUAUUUUCAACUGAUAUGUGACUAUAUUUUCAACUGAUAUAUGACUAGAAGGAAAAUAUUAUUACUUGUACAAUUUUUAAUGAUUUAAUUAACAUUUUAUAUAAUAAUUUUGUGUCAUGGAUGUAGUAUAGGUGGGUGCUAAAGAAAUGGUUGUGCUCAUUCUUUUUGUUCAGCACGUCUUUUUUUUUCUAUUUUUCAAUCAACCCAAAAAAGGUUUUAUAUACCCAGUAAAUGUUUUCAGAAUCAGACUUUUUCAAAUAACUUUAUUUAAUUUAUUGAUUGAUUAAAACAUGCAACAGAUAAAAAAUGCUAGUUGAGGUAUUAUAGCAGUAUAUGUAUAUAACAUUAAAAUAUAUAUAUAUAUAUAUAUAUACAUACAUAUACAUAUAUAUAUAUAUAUUUUAAUGAUUUGUAUUCUCUGUGAGGGCAUUUGUGGGUAAAUGGUAUCGUAUCAUAUUAAUUGUGCUCUUCUUAUUUAGAUAAAAUAAAAAUAAGCAGAAUUAAAAUACUACAUUCACUAUCAUGAAUUUUCAACGAUAUAUUUAUUAAUUAUUUUUAUUAAAUAUUAUUAGGAAUUUAAUAUGUUGUUUAUAAGUAAUGCAAGUUAAUAUAAAAUAUGAGAGAUUUUUCCAAAUAUUCUAUAAUAAUUCAAUUUAGCGAAAUUCAAAUAAACAUCUUAGAUAAAUUUUAUGUGUAGUAUAGCUUCCUAACUAAUGUAUGGAGGACGUGCAAAUGAGUCAUUAAAUUCAUUAUUUCUUUGCGAUGAGUUAAAUGUUUGUUCUACAAAGUCUACAUGUAUCUCUUUUUAACUAAUACCAAAUGAUUUUAAAUUUUUUAUUUUUAUGACAUUGAAAUAGGUACAAUGAAAACAAACGAAUUGUUUUUUAUACAAUAAUUAUAUAUUUUUUUUUUAUAAUUUUGUCAACUUUUCUUUAGGUUAAGUUAUUGUUCUAGUGUUAUGAAUUAAGUUUAGUAAUUUCGUGUAAUGAAGUUUAUGUGUAAGCACAGACAAAUAUUAUUGUGUAACAGAUGCGUUCACAUUUUAUUAAAAUCGAGUGUCAUCUGUGCAGCUAUAAAGUGAAUCGAUUAUUUUGCAGCUAUUAUAUUCCUUAUUUCUGCUUAACUAAUAUACUAUACCUCCGGCGUUAAACCGAAUUUGAUGCACAAUUUUUUAAACAUAGAUAAUAAUUUCAAACCAUAUUAUUAACUUCAUACUAAUAAGUUUCUUCAUGGCACAAUCGAGUGCUCGACGAUAUAAAUAAAUUUCAGCAAAACA